AUGAAGCCAUGCAGAGAAGUGGCACACAUGACCACUACCUCAACCAGUGCUUACAGCGAGCAUACCGACACUCUGGUUCAUCCCACCGCCCAGAAUAAUCACAGGACACCAAGAUGGGCUCCUCGAUCGACUUCGCAGACGUCAAACAGCCGACGAAAGUCCAAUGCGGCCCCUGGAAUUCGCCAAAACCGUAUCAACAGACUAUACCUACAACCAUAUCGUCCCCUCCUGAUUACAGCUCAGCCUGAAGUUCAAGCGUGCUCGUAUGGAAUUUGGGCGGACUUUCAGGGACCGGAUAUGGUGCCUGGCGGUGUGCUGACUUGGGAGGAGUACAAUGCUAUUAUGGUCCGGAAUACUAGGCAUGGGCUAAUGUUUCUGCUUCAGGAAUAUCCACGGCUCCGCUUGAUGAAGGGACUGAAGGAUAAUAUGCUGCAUCUCUGCAAGACCAAGCCCGGUACGACGUAUGAUAAUACUGUUGGGGAGUGGGGCGAUAGGUAUCUCAGUGAGGAUGAGUACAAUCGCAAGCCGAACCUGACACAGAAUUUGCUCGAGACUUUGUAUCGGGUUCAUCAAGUCACAGACAUGGAGGUAAACAGCAUUGCGAUGAGCAUACUCGACCACUUCAUAGCUAUAGGCAUCUCACCAUCCCGGUGAAAGCCAUUGUUGCAAUACACCGCGGAAGACAACGACAUUGCCGUCUAUCCGGGAUACGAAUCAAUUUCUUCGGGCCAGAAAAUGUCUUGCCAUUCUACCCACUGUCCGCCCGUGUCCAUGAAGUCGAGAUCGAUUUCUGGAUGGUUGAGAAAAUCUUGUAAUGGAGGAUUUGGCAAUAGCGGUUGUGGCGGAGGUAUAGUAUCAAACAUCGCGGGUGCCGGAGGAACGUCCAUGCCAUCAUCGAGGUGUUCUUGAAGCGUCGUUUUCAAAGCGUCCAUGUGCAUAGAGAACUCCUUGGCCCCGAAGUUGCCAUUCCGCUCAAGUUGCUGCAAGAAGGAACAGCCCAGCAAGAAGUCUUCCCGAUCAUUUGUCCAACCAGGACUUUGGAGGAGGGCAGAUAAGGCCAGGAUGGUAGCUG
Messenger RNA from Pseudocercospora fijiensis CIRAD86, 1072 nucleotides. RefSeq lists its product as uncharacterized. Lineage: Eukaryota; Fungi; Ascomycota; Dothideomycetes; Mycosphaerellales; Mycosphaerellaceae. The record is from RefSeq and is a predicted model, not a curated record. Bases 1 to 654 code for a protein of 217 amino acids. The transcript is spliced from 9 exons.